CACUAACCAGAGCAGCCAGAAGGAAAAGCUCUGUGUCUGUAUGCAAUGGAAACCCAAUGGAUCACCAUAUUCUUCACUUUAUAUGGAGGCUUUUAUCAUGGAGUUCUCUCAGAGCCAGGGUUUGUCAGUGGACAGAUGCCUCUGGAGGCCUGCUGUAGGAAUGGAAGAGCCUUUGGUCUGAGCAAUCAACACUGUGCCUCCCUCCCACAUAUACCCCAGUCCUUCCCCUGCAGUGUGGUUCAGAAGCAAUGUUGUGACACUGCAGUAAAAGAUAGACUCUGUGCAAAGGGAAUGGACAGCGCCAAGAAACAAGGAGUGUGUGAGCUCUCAUCCUUCCAUGAAGAUGCCUGUGAAGCCAAGACAUCCCAGAUGUGCUGUGAAUGUUGUGUGCUCGGCUUGCUGGCUCAGAAGGAAUCCCAUGAGUGUGCACUGCGGAUAUCUGUCAGUGUAUCCUGCCAGAGCAUUGCCCAGGCCUGUUGCGAGGGCAGACGGUACAGUCUGCUCACCCUGGGGAUACAAGUGUCACCUCACCUGAAUAACACCGCUGCUGCCAACAGAGGGCAUACAGGGAGCACUGACUUAUGUGCUGAAGGGGUUACGAGAUGCUCUCAGCUGUGUGUUGGAAAUGGCUCCUGUGUGUGUCUGAAGGGCUACCGCCUUAAAUUUGAUGGCUACAGCUGUGAAGAUUACAACGAGUGUCUGGCAGGUGUUCAUAGCUGCAGGCCGGGGGAGAGGUGCAUUAACACUCAGGGCUCGUACCGCUGCCAGAGAGAGACCAGCUGUGGCACAGGCUACGAGCUGACUGACAGCAACACCUGCAAUGAUAUUGACGAGUGUGUGGAAGGGACACAUAACUGUGGCCCCGAGUUCACGUGUCAGAACACUCCCGGCUCAUUCCGCUGCCAUCCACGACAGCAGUGCAGUGUCGGCUUCAUCCAGGACGCUGCUGGAAGCUGCAUUGACAUUAAUGAGUGUGUAAAUGAGAACAGUCCAUGCCAGCCCGGUCAGACGUGUUUAAACACAGUGGGUUCUUACAUCUGCCAGAAGUUUCCGGUGAUCUGUGGACGUGGAUAUCACCUGAACAGAGAGGGCACACACUGCUUAGAUGUGGAUGAGUGCAGUGGUCAGCAUGGGCCCUGCCAGGGCCACGACUGUGUGAACCUUCUGGGCACCUUUCGCUGUGAGUGUCGUUCUGGCUUCACUUUCAACACCAUCAGCAGGAGGUGUGAGGAUAUUGAUGAAUGCAGAAAACACCUUGGACGCCUGUGUGCACAUAAUUGUGAGAACACUCCUGGAUCUUACCGCUGCAGCUGCAACACUGGAUUCAGGCUAGCCAACGAUCGCAGGAAUUGUGAAGAUGUGAAUGAAUGUGAGAGCAGCCCAUGUAGCCAAGAGUGUGCCAAUGUCUACGGGUCCUACCAGUGUUACUGUCGCCGUGGAUACCAGCUCAGCAGUAUGGAUAGGGUCACAUGUGAAGAUAUUGAUGAAUGUGCCUUGACCUCUGGGGGCAAAGUCUGCUCCUAUCAUUGUUUGAACACUCCUGGAAGCUUCGAAUGCACCUGCCCCCAAACAGGUUACACACUCGCCUCCAACGGACGCACCUGCCAGGACAUUGAUGAGUGUGCAGCUAGAACACACACCUGCUCUGCCACACAGAGCUGCUUCAAUGUACAGGGUGGAUUCCGCUGCUUGUCGUUUGAGUGUCCACCCAACUUCCGCCGCGCAGCAGACAGGCGCUGUGAGCGUUUGCCUUGUGAGCAGAGCAGUGAGUGUCUCUCCCUGCCACUCAGAAUCUCCUUCUACAACCUCACCUUUCCCACCAACAUCCCCACACCUGCCGCUGUGUUCCGCAUGGGCCCGUCCAGCUCCAUCCCUGGAGACGACGUCCAGCUUACCAUCGUGGACGGUGAUGCGGAAGGGUUCUUCAGUGCUCAGAAGAUGGCCCAUGGUGGGGUGAUCUCUCUGCAGAGGCCGCUUGCUCAGCCCCGGGACUUCCUGCUGACUGUGGAGAUCAGACUGAUUCGAUACGGCUCAGUGAGCCUUUUUGUGGCUAAGAUUGCUGUGUUUGUGGUUAAUGACCAGCCCAUUUUGGCCAUGCCGUCACCUUAAAAUGUCAAUAACCUGCAUUUGUCAUUUGUUUUCCCUGAGCUCCACUUAUGAUUUGUGUGAGGUUAUGUAGCAAUAACAGCCAUAAUUAAUUCUUUUGUCUAUUCAAAUUACACAAGCUGUAAGACUGUUAUGUGUAAGAAACCUCUGUUCAGACUGACUGCCCUGCAUUGAGCCUCAUUCAAAUAGCUAAACACUGAGACCCUGAAACAUGUUUUAUAACAACAACUUAAUGUACAUAACAUAAACUGUUGUACAUGGAAUAGACAGAUUUAGAGUGUAUGGCAAGGUUUAAGCACCCCUAGUCAAAAAAGUUUUUUAUGAACACAUCCUCUGCAGAGAACACACUUCUGCACGUUUAAUGCACAGUUACUGUUUAUUUGCU
Pygocentrus nattereri (red-bellied piranha) is the source of this 2491-nucleotide messenger RNA. Its product is annotated as fibulin-1. The transcript has 15 exons. NCBI's taxonomy places the organism in Eukaryota, Metazoa, Chordata, Actinopteri, Characiformes, Serrasalmidae. Gene Ontology annotation, cellular component: extracellular region. Gene Ontology annotation, biological process: extracellular matrix organization. The record is from RefSeq and is a predicted model, not a curated record. Gene Ontology annotation, molecular function: calcium ion binding; peptidase activator activity. The coding region runs from base 46 to 2109 and encodes 687 amino acids.